CUGAUUUUAUUACAACAUUAUAAUUCUUCUCAUUUUCAAACAAGUAAACCCAGCGUAGUCGUGUCACUAGGGAUCGGAGCAGAUAUUCGAGCAGAGGAAAAACUCAAGGAAGUGCUGCCGAAGGUAAAGAUCUUUUCUUUAUUUGUUUACAACGAUGCAAAAAUGGCAACAUAUCAAGUAAAACUCUCUGUUCGUUCCGGUAAUGACAUAAACACGUUGCGUGACCAACACUGGUCCUUCUUCGGAGCGGAUCCCGUUAUGAUUCCCAAUGCCGAGCUCUUCAGUAAAGUGGGAAAGUUCUUUCCAUUUGCUAUUACAAACAGCGUAACAAUAAAUCGACAAUACCGAGUGACCGUGGAGCAUAUCAAUGUCCUGGGUUUUUUCCUGAUAAUGCUUGAGCGUAACUUCAUCGACCAUGUGAUAAUGGACAAUGAGGGACCGGAAUACGACUUUAUACCGAUGAUAGCCAUUAAUAAUGUGUUCGCUAAAAAUGGUAUUUGCAUUUGUCACAUGAAUGUUGAAGUGAGUGAAGGUUACGAGAAAUUCACGAAGAUCAUGUGGGAUUUGUUGGUUGCUGGUCGCUUUGGCAUCAUUCACAAUCUCAGUAUCGGUCACCAACGAAUGUUCAUCGUUAAUUACGAGGACCGACGAUGUACAGAAAAAUAUCUCGAACAAUUUUUUAAAUGA
Molecule: messenger RNA, 687 nt
Organism: Angiostrongylus costaricensis
Lineage: Eukaryota; Metazoa; Nematoda; Chromadorea; Rhabditida; Metastrongylidae
Source: the annotation of a GenBank genome assembly